This is a messenger RNA of Pyrenophora tritici-repentis Pt-1C-BFP, 1416 nucleotides long. Its product is annotated as U3-snoRNA-assoc multi-domain protein. NCBI's taxonomy places the organism in Eukaryota, Fungi, Ascomycota, Dothideomycetes, Pleosporales, Pleosporaceae. Gene Ontology annotation, biological process: rRNA processing; regulation of DNA-templated transcription. Gene Ontology annotation, molecular function: snoRNA binding. The record is from RefSeq and is a predicted model, not a curated record.
AUGGUUACUACACGAGGAGGUACGGAGACGCCCGGCGCACCGACGCCCACGCCACGCAGUUCGACGAGAAAAACCGCCGGAAAGCGAGAAUUGGAAGCGCUGGAGACGCCGACACAAGCAAAGAGACAGAGGAAGGCUCCGGCUCCUCGAUCGUCACAAAAGAAAGCGGCAGCAAAGUCUGAUGCGCCUACCGAAGAACUCUCGCAAGUGUCUGCAGACGAUGUCGCCGCCGUAGUUGCGCCCUCCAGAGAAUCUCCCGAUGCUUCUUCAGCUACCGAAGGCAAGGAAGACGAGGCGCAAACUUCGCACGAUGCAGUAUUCUAUACUCCAGCGCAGCGGGCUGGGUCUGUGUAUGAGACACCAGCUACACACAGGCAGCCUGAAGGAUCACCAACGCCAAAAGUGAAAGAAGCGAGCGUUGAGCCAACAUCGACCGUGAUCAAGAGGGGGAGAGGACGACCGAGGAAGACACCGCAAAAGGUGUCUAGCCCACCUCAGGCUGAAGAGACGCCCUCCAGGUUCAACGACGAGAUCCCCACAUCUUCAUAUGAGAGCUCAAUGGCGCCUAUUCCCUCACAGGAAGCUCCUCCUUCUGCACAACCGGAGAAGGCACACAUGCACUUCGACGACGACGAAGAGUCCGUAGUCACACAAAUCUCGCCAACCGCCAACAAGUUCCAUGAUGUCCCCACCGUCACGGAACCCGCAGCUGGAUCGGUCCAAGACUCAGACGAGGACAAUGCAAGCGACUCAGACGACGAAGCCCCCGAAGUAGUCACAACCGCCGCCGCCAGCUCAAAGGCACAGGCCGCACAAGCAGACGCCGAGCGCGCCCAAAAAGCCCAACAAGCAAAGGAGGAAGCCAAGCGGAAAGCGCGCGAGGAACUCAUCGCCACACAACAAGCCGCAAAGCGUGAACGUGAGGAGAAGAAAGCAAAGAAGCUGGCCAAGAAAGCCGCCAAGGAAGCAAAGGCCGUCGCUGCAGGCCCAGAGGAAGAAGAGGCAGCAAUUAAACCACGCAUGGAAAUCGACCUAUCCAACGGUCUACUACCCGCCUCCCUCCUCGAAAACAUCGACGACCAGCGCCCGCCCACGCCUCCCCCCGAACGCCGCGGCGCAACAGAAGAGCAACUCCGUAAGGAGAAAUUGAACCGCCACAUCAAGUUCCUCGAGCGCACCGAGAAGCCAGCGAAAGAUGUGAAAAAGGGUAAGCUGAACGUCGCGGUGUUAGCACAGCAGAACAAGGUGCUGCCGCCAAAGGUCAACCGCAACACGAAGAAUGUGCGUGAACACUGGUUGAAGGGUAGACAGGUGGAUAAGAAGAAUAAGAAGGGGCUGAAGCCCAGUGCGCGGUUUGGCAAGAUGGAGCGCCGACCACAUGUCAACCGGGGAUUUCUCAGGAACGGGGAUGAGUAG